AUGCAGUUUUUGCUCGUCCUGUCUCUUCUCGUAUCUCUUGUCGCUGCUCGGCACGACUUAUUUGUGUCCAAGCGGGUAGCUGUUGAGCGGUGCUUCGCGUACCCAGCCGCCGACGACCCCAAUUUUCUUCACUGCUUACAGGAUCUCAUCUGCUCUGGCCCUACUUUCCCCAACAGUACCACUGUGCCAGUAGCUAACUCGACUGUGGUGCCUACUCCGGCUCCUCCUCCUCCUACAACGACGGUGUCUGUACCCAGCCCCUGCUCGCCUGACGGGGCUUGCGAUUGCUCCAAGAUCGAGGAUAAGGAUGGGGAUGAGUACUUCCAAUGCAUCACCAACCCGGCAUGCGAGCGCUGCCAUUUGUCCACAACUACGACGACCUCUUCGUCGAUUGCCUCUCCAACGUUGACGCAGACUACCCCUAGAACAUUCAGCCCUGGCACGUACACGGUGCUCAUCAACGGCACGACAUCCAUCAUGGUGCUGCCGACACAGGCGACUGUCACGCUUACAAAGGUUGUUACACCCGACAUCACUAGCGAUGCGACUACUUCUAGCGAGGCUACACCAUAUGCAACGAACACGGCGUGCCAUGAUUGCGAUUGCUCUCUGAUUGCGGAUAAACAGAGCGAGGAUUACUUUGAAUGCAUGACUGAUCCCGAGUGCGAGACAUGCCGCAGCGGCCAGCAGGCCAGAUUGUUUAACAGGAAGGGGUUUGUGAGACGCAUGUAA
[Torrubiella] hemipterigena is the source of this 732-nucleotide messenger RNA. NCBI's taxonomy places the organism in Eukaryota, Fungi, Ascomycota, Sordariomycetes, Hypocreales, Clavicipitaceae. The record is from the annotation of a GenBank genome assembly.